Molecule: messenger RNA, 579 nt
Organism: Amaranthus tricolor (Joseph's coat)
Lineage: Eukaryota; Viridiplantae; Streptophyta; Magnoliopsida; Caryophyllales; Amaranthaceae
Product: secreted RxLR effector protein 161-like
Exons: 3
Coding region: 1-579 (192 amino acids)
Source: RefSeq, a predicted model, not a curated record
AUGCUUGACUGCAAGCCUAUCUCAACUCCAAUAGAGAUUAAUGCAAAACUAUGUUCGGCAAUAGGCAAAAAGUUAGAAGACAAACCGAAAAAACCUCACCUAGAAGCUAUAAAGCGAAUAUUGAGGUAUUUCAAAAGAAGUAUUGAUUAUGUUAUCCUUUACCGUAAUGAUAGAAAAUUUGAAGUUACUGGAUAUUGUGAUGCUGAUUAUGCUGGAGAUCUUGAUAUACAUCGAUCGACUACUGGUUAUGUGUUCAACCUGGGUUCUGGAGCAGUUUCAUGGUGUAGUAAGAGACAACCAAUAGUGUCAUUGUCAAGUACAGAAGCAGAGUAUCGAACAUCAGCGAUGGCAACACAAGAAUGUGUAUGGCUCACCCAACUACUGAAGGAUUUGCAUCAGCUUGUUGACUAUGAUGUCAAGUUAAGUUGCGAUAAUCAAUCAGCUAUACGACUAGCUGAAAAUCUAGUGUUUCAUGCUAGGACUAAGCAUGUGGAGGGUCUUGAAGGACCAAAGUUUGAGAAGUUUCGUAAACAACUUGGUAUGACCUUAAGGCUUACUCUGAGGGAAAGUGGUUGUUGA